Acanthopagrus latus (yellowfin seabream) is the source of this 3434-nucleotide messenger RNA. It is a transcript of the gene rapsn, whose product is annotated as receptor-associated protein of the synapse, 43kD. Bases 1011 to 2282 code for a protein of 423 amino acids. Gene Ontology annotation, biological process: chemical synaptic transmission. Gene Ontology annotation, molecular function: acetylcholine receptor binding; protein-membrane adaptor activity. The transcript has 8 exons. The record is from RefSeq and is a predicted model, not a curated record. Lineage: Eukaryota; Metazoa; Chordata; Actinopteri; Spariformes; Sparidae. Gene Ontology annotation, cellular component: synapse.
AGUAUUUAUCUUUGGUCGUGCAUCUUGUGAAUGGCGAGGUGAUAAAGGUGCCUGUUUUGUCCUUGGGGGGGGUUGAAGGAGAGAAAGCUACUACAGAGAGGCCAGAACUUUGAUCCCAUUGAUGUGCUGCAGGAGGCUGUGCAGCUGAAACCCAAACCCAGUAACAUGUCAGACUUUGUGAACUAUUCUAAGCAUCAGUUGCUGACGCCAAGAUGAAGGGUGGGGGUUUCUGGGGGCACAUAUGCGCCUCCAUAAGAACUCCCAAUAGGAAUUGACGGCCACCACUAGCCUCAUCUGACAUGCAAGUCCCUUAAUGUUGGGCAAUAAAGCUGUUUAUAGCCCCUGUAUCACAGUUCACACCCCCGCAUGAUGUGGGAGUCUGCUGGGAUCCAUUUGUGGAUGUGUUUUUUAACGCUCCAGAGGGUUGUGAUGUAAAAAUGUUGCCGUCCAGUGUACCAGCGUGUGAGGCUUGGUGUGAAGGUAGAUUGCUAGGAGCUGUAGUGACCUUGGGACUGCUUACUGAGGGCAGGACAGAAUUCCUGAAGGGACACAUGGUCUAGAGUGACAAGGCCAUCUGCUGUAGCGCCAGCAGUAGGAGGAAGGUGGAGGGGGUCGGUGCUGAGAAUUCCUCUCACUGGGGUGUGGAGGGAGUAGAUAUUCUGGGAUAUCGCCACUAGCACUCUGGUGGGAAACGUGUUUCUUUGGCAUUUUUCAAGCGGAAAUCUUGGGGAGGAUUUUUUGAACGGGGGAUCAUCACACGGUUAAAUGGGGAAGGUAUUUUCCCAGCUCUCUCUGGUGAUAAUGGUCUUGCUCUGUUGCCGCUUUACUUCGGUGGAUCUGGUUUCCUCUACGUCUCAGCACAGCCGGAGCUGAGAGAGCGGGAUCCUGUAGGCCCUCUGGCUCCGACCCUCUCAGGAGGAUCAUCUUCAAGGGAUCUUCUUUGGAGUUGUACUGUGCAUGGCAAGGAUCUACUUUCUUGCUGCCUCACUGAAAUUGCAUGGCCUAAACGAAUGAAUAUUUUUAUGAGGCGCCUUGCACCAGAGAUGGGCCAGGACCAAACCAAGCAGCAGAUAGAAAAGGGCCUGAGGUUGUAUCAGUCCAACCAGACAGACAAAGCCCUGCAUGUGUGGACAAAAGUGCUGGAGAAGACCUCAGAUCCUGGGGGGAAGUUUCGGGUGUUGGGGUGCCUGAUUACAGCUCACUCAGAAAUGGGAAAAUAUAAAGAUAUGCUCAAGUACGCUCUUGAUCAAAUCGACACGGCCAGAGAGAUGGAGGACCCCGACUACCUGACGGAGGGAUACCUGAACUUGGCGCGCAGCAACGAGAAGCUGUGCGACUUCCAGAAGACGGUGUCCUACUGCAAGACCUGCUUAAACAUGCAGGGCACCACGGUCAGCCUGCAGCUCAACGGCCAGGUGUGCCUGAGCAUGGGCAACGCCUUCCUGGGCCUCAGCGUCUUCCAGAAAGCUUUGGAGAGCUACGAGAAGGCCCUGCGCUACGCACACAACAACGACGACAAGAUGCUGGAGUGCAGAGUGUGCUGCAGUCUGGGAAACAUCUAUGUGCAGCUGAAGGACUAUGAGAAAGCCCUGUUCUUCCCCUGCAAAGCAGCUGAGCUCGUCAAUGACUAUGGCAAAGGUUGGAGCCUCAAGUAUCGAGCCAUGAGCCAGUACCACAUGUCUGUCGCCUACAGGAAACUGGAGCGCCUGCCAGACGCCAUGGAAUGCUGUGAGGAAUCGAUGAAGAUUGCUCUGCAGCAUGGCGACCGUCCUCUGCAGGCUCUGUGCCUACUAAACUUUGCAGACAUACACCGCUGCAGGCGUGACGUUGAUAAAGCAUUCCCUCGCUACGAGUCUGCGCUGGCCAUCAUGACUGAGAUCGGAAACCGUCUUGGACAAACGCACGUCUAUGUGGGAGUGGCAAAGAGUUGGCUUGUGCAGAAAGAAUUUGACAAGGCUCUUGAUUCCCUGCAGCGAGCACAGGAAUUGGCUGAUGGAAUUGGAAACAAGCUAUGUACGCUGAAGGUCCACUGCCUGAGCGAAGGGAUUUAUCGCAGCCGGGGGCAGCAGGAGGAGCUCAGAGAGCAGGUGGUGAAGUUCCUGCAGUGUGUCGAGGAGCUGGAGCUCUACUGCGGCAUGUGUGGAGAGUCCAUCGGGGACAGGGACCAAAAACUGCAGGCCUUACCCUGUUCCCACAUCUUCCAUCUCAAGUGUCUGCAGACAAAUGGGACAAAGGGUUGUCCUAAAUGUUUCAAGUCCUCCAUGAAGCCUGGAUUCGUGUGAUUGUGAGACUGUGUUUGUGCGUUGGAUCUGCAGACACAGGGCGAAGCCUCGCAGGCUCCUGACUGAUCUGAGAGCAGCAGGCAGCCUCAGGAUGUGGCUGAAGAUGUUUGAGGAGUAAUAAUCCACUGCUCCGUGCACAGGAUGCUGAACUGAACCGAGAGUGUCGCAGAGUUCGUCUCUGAGGACACAAUCAAGGCGUCCACCUUUUUGAAAGACAUACGUCUCUCAUCAGAGUGAGGAGGUGUAACUGAGACUGUUACAUCUCCAUAUAAGCUGAAGAAGAAAGAACCUACACUGUCUCUGACGACUGGCCGUUUGUUGCAGAAGUUAAAUCAAGAGGAACAUGGACCGUUCGCAGAGCAUUUCUAACUUGUAUUUGCUAUUUAAUGCAUUAGAAUUGUUUAUUAAAGUCAGUGAUGACUCUUUAAUUUUAGUCACAGGGAUUGUUGUAUUUACCUUUUACGCAACAUACUCAACUGUUUUCAGAUUUAUUUUUUAUCACAACACAGAGCCAUUUCUGAAUUUACCUGAUUUCAUACAUGAUAUAUUUAUUAUUGUAUUCAUGUACAUACUAUUCUCAUGUUAAUUUGUUUUGAAAGUUUGAGGUGUUUUGUAAAACCUAAAAAAAAAAGAAAAAAAAAGGAAAAACUAAAAUCUCUUAACCAUUCAGAAACUAGUAUGUCUUUACAAAACAGGUUCAUGCAGCUGUUUUUUUCUCCUUAUUCAGCGAGAUUAAGGAGCAGGAUCAACACACAUUGUGUUCAUAGAAAUUCCUUUUCUGUCCAUUUCUGGAAAUGUUUAACUCUUAAGUGUGACAUCAACAUGAUUUUGUUGAGAAGGACACCUAUUGGGAAAGGGUCUUCUUUGACCAAUCACACUCAUCAAAUGAUUAUUUAGAGGAGUUACAUACAGUUUGUGUUAAUGUAGUGUUUUCGUAUUUGUAGUUGUAUGUAAAUAUUAAUUAAUGGUAAAAUCUCGAUAGUCAGAUUGAGAUGAUUUACUUGCUGAGGCAUUGUAAACCUGAGCACAUCAUUUAUUGUUGCAUGUUUUACUCACAAUGCAAAGCAAAACAAUUGGAUUACAUCAGAUUAUGUAUCCAUGAAACUGUGUAUUUACUUAUUUCAGUAUUGUUAAUUAUAGUAUUUCUUAAUA